Molecule: messenger RNA, 1182 nt
Organism: Anopheles cruzii
Lineage: Eukaryota; Metazoa; Arthropoda; Insecta; Diptera; Culicidae
Product: stearoyl-CoA desaturase 5-like
Exons: 4
Coding region: 1-1182 (393 amino acids)
Biological process (GO): unsaturated fatty acid biosynthetic process
Cellular component (GO): endoplasmic reticulum membrane
Molecular function (GO): stearoyl-CoA 9-desaturase activity; iron ion binding
Source: RefSeq, a predicted model, not a curated record
AUGACCGUCGCCACCAACGCGGAGACUGUCUCCGAGCUGGGACUGUCGGCCGACGAUAUUAGUGUGAAGAAUGCGACGGCCCAGGCAGCCAAUGACCUAAACAACAACUUCAAUGGCAUGGGCGACAGUAAGGAGAUCUCCGAGAAGGAUCUAGACGACUAUUUACACCAUUACAACAAGUGGGAGCAGAGCCGCCUCGGGCGGGCUUUCCAGCAGUGGAUUGCCGAUCACAUUGGGCUGAAGUUUGAUAACGAAAUCAAAUGGAAAAAUGUGGCCAUGAUUGGUGGCUUGCAUUUGAUCACGGUUCUGGCGUUCUUAAAAUAUGUUUGGUACUCGACACUGACGACGUGGCUGUGGGGCAUCUUCGUCGGUGGCUGUGCGGGGUUCGGUAUCACCGGAGGGGCACACCGGCUGUGGACACACCGGGCCUACAAGGCCAAGCUACCUUUGCGCAUCAUCCUGAUGUGCUUCUACUGUCUAUCGGGGCAGAACAGUUUGUUCGACUGGGUUCGCGAUCACCGUAUCCACCACAAGUACUCCGAAACGGACGCGGAUCCGCACAACUCGAACCGUGGGUUCUUCUUCGCCCACGUCGGCUGGCUGCUGCUGCGUAAACACCCGGAAUGCAUCAAGAAGGGACGCCUAAUAGAUAUGUCCGAUGUGCUGGCCGAUCCCGUCAUCCAGUUUCAUCAGAAGUACUUCAUGCUGCUGAAGAUAGUCUUCACCUUCUUCAUACCAUCGUUCAUUCCGUGGCUAUUCCUGGGGGAACCACUGUACCUAUCCUUCCUGGCUAACUGUCUGCUACGCUACGUUCUAACGCUCAACUUCACCUGGUUGGUCAACAGUGCGGCACACAUCUACGGACCGAAGCCGUACGAUCAGCGCAUUCGACCAGCGGAAAACAAAACCGUAUCGAUACUGUCCAUGGGCGAAGGAUGGCACAACUACCACCAUGUAUUCCCGUGGGACUACAAGGCAGCCGAGUACAGCCACUACUCCGUCAACGUGACCACAUUCUGGUUGGACCUUUUCUCCAAGAUUGGCUGGGCAUACGACAUGAAGCAGCCUUCAAAGGAUCUCGUACGAAGAACGUUGCUGAAGUACGGUGAUGGUACGCACAUCACGACAUCUAUCGGGCACCUGUCGGAGGUUCCCGAGGAGGAGUCGGUGAAAAGUCGAUAA